GUCAGCCAGGAACAUGGAGGCCCCGGGUGCCCAGCGCGAAGGGCAACGUCACACCUCCUGAGGACAGCCAGGAGGACUCUGGCUUUUGCUGAACUUUGCAUCUUGCCUCCUUCCUUCCAAAGGCUCCGGACCCAAGUUCGGCUGCCCUGGAGUCCUGCGUGUCCCUGGCCAGGCCCUCCACUGCCCCUCCAGGCCAGCCCAGUUCUGGAGCUCACCUCCAGGACCUGGAGCCUGCCCUCCUGCCCAGAAUGACUCACCAUUAUUUCUCGCUCAAGUGAGAAGGCGUGAUGGGCAACCGGGCUGCCUAUUUGUGUAUCUAGGAUUCCCACAGUAUCUGAUCAGCUCUUCGAGGAAGAGAGCUUCAGGUUCCUGCCUUGCCAGCCAAGCGAGGCUGUCUCUCCAGCUCUCAGAGAGCCCACGGGCUCUCCUGCAGGAACCCAGGCCAAUGCUUCUGUGUUUCCUGGGGCCAUAAGCGGUACCCUGAGCUCCCUGCCGCCAGGCAGCUGGAAGGCAUAGUGUGAGGCCCUUCUCUCAGCCCCAAUUAUGACAGUGGCCACCGGAGAGCCAGCGGACGAGGCUGCUGCCCUCCCCGGGCACCCGCAGGACACCUAUGACCCCGAGGCAGACCACGAGUGCUGUGAGAGGGUGGUGAUCAACAUCUCGGGGCUGCGGUUCGAGACCCAGCUGAAGACCUUAGCCCAGUUUCCAGAGACCCUCUUAGGGGACCCAAAGAAGCGGAUGAGGUACUUUGACCCCCUCCGAAAUGAGUACUUUUUCGAUCGGAACCGCCCCAGCUUUGAUGCCAUCUUGUACUAUUACCAGUCUGGGGGCCGGCUGAGGCGACCUGUGAACGUGCCCUUAGAUAUAUUCUCUGAGGAGAUUCGGUUUUAUGAGCUGGGAGAAGAAGCCAUGGAAAUGUUUCGGGAAGAUGAAGGCUAUAUCAAAGAAGAAGAGCGUCCUCUGCCCGAAAAUGAGUUUCAGAGGCAGGUGUGGCUCCUCUUUGAAUACCCAGAGAGCUCGGGGCCUGCCCGGAUUAUAGCUAUCGUGUCUGUCAUGGUGAUCCUGAUCUCGAUCGUCAGCUUCUGCCUGGAAACACUGCCCAUCUUCCGGGAUGAGAACGAGGACAUGCAUGGCGGCGGGAUGACCUUCCACACCUAUUCCAACAGCACCAUCGGGUACCAGCAGUCGACCUCCUUCACUGACCCUUUCUUCAUCGUAGAGACCCUCUGCAUCAUCUGGUUCUCCUUUGAAUUCUUGGUGAGGUUCUUUGCCUGUCCCAGCAAGGCCGGCUUCUUCACCAACAUCAUGAACAUCAUCGACAUCGUGGCCAUCAUCCCCUACUUCAUCACCCUGGGGACAGAGCUGGCCGAGAAGCCGGAGGAUGCCCAGCAGGGCCAGCAGGCCAUGUCGCUGGCCAUCCUCCGUGUCAUCCGGUUGGUAAGAGUCUUUAGGAUUUUCAAGUUGUCUCGACACUCGAAAGGUCUCCAGAUUCUAGGUCAGACCCUCAAAGCCAGCAUGAGAGAAUUGGGCCUCCUGAUAUUCUUCCUCUUCAUCGGGGUCAUCCUUUUCUCUAGUGCUGUCUAUUUCGCAGAGGCCGAUGAGCGAGACUCCCAGUUCCCCAGCAUCCCGGAUGCCUUCUGGUGGGCAGUCGUCUCCAUGACAACCGUAGGCUAUGGAGACAUGGUUCCAACUACCAUCGGGGGAAAGAUCGUGGGCUCCCUAUGCGCGAUUGCAGGUGUGUUAACCAUUGCCUUACCGGUCCCCGUCAUCGUGUCCAACUUCAACUACUUCUACCACCGGGAGACAGAGGGAGAGGAGCAGGCCCAGUACCUGCAAGUGACGAGCUGUCCAAAGAUCCCAUCCUCCCCUGACCUAAAGAAAAGUAGAAGUGCCUCUACCAUUAGUAAGUCUGAUUACAUGGAGAUCCAGGAGGGGGUAAACAACAGUAACGAGGACUUUAGAGAGGAAAACUUGAAAACGGCCAACUGCACUUUGGCUAAUACAAACUAUGUGAAUAUUACCAAAAUGUUAACUGAUGUCUGAUGGAAACCCAUUACCAUACUCGCAGCUCCAUGGAACUAAUGCAGAUCUUGCGUAAUAGCCUGCAUUGUAGUCAGUGUGUUCUACAGUGUGUAUCUGGUUCUGCAUGGAAAGCAAUAGUCGUGCAAGUGACUUUUUGAUCUUUUGAUUUUGGAUUUAGAGCACAGAGUAUCUGUCCAUGGCUUUCAUGCAAAUCUUCAUCACCGGCUUAGGGGUUUCCAAACAGGGGGGGUCACCCAUGGAGCCAGAAUUUCAUAAGGACACGUUGGGGCCACCUCAUGUCAAAUACAUAACCCACCGCCUCAACGCCACCUUCCCUUCCAAGUUAGAUGCACACGGCACCCGGGAGAUGCACCCCUCCCCCACCCCAGCCUCCGGGUCCCCGGCACCAUCAUCCCAUAUGAGCCCACCUCCCCCUUCACAGAGGAAAACCAUGGUGGCUCAGCUUUAAAGCGCUGGUAAUUGUGCAAAAGGUCAUUCCCAUUUUUGCAUCGAAAAGCACACACAGGCCUGUGUAUUGGAAUUACUUUCUGUGUCACGGGCUGGGCUUUGUGAGUUGCAGUUGCCAAGUGGAUGGUCUGGAGGCUUGUGUUUCGUAACGGAAAAUGCUGCAUUUGGUUUUUCUCUGCAGUGUGGAUGUGAGGGAACCCCAGGGGGGAGGGACGGUGAGUAUGGCCGAAUGUGAGUUGUCAAGUUUCACAUUUGCUCUUAGGCCUAUGGGGAGAAGCUAGCAAGCCAAGGGACCUCUCGGCUUCAGAUCUCACCAUUUUUGCAGGCUUCAGGGUCACACAACACGUCUGAUUUCUUCGUUACACUGGAGUUUGCAGACAUCUGCUUUCCUAGUGCCGUGCCAGCGGCACUGACACCGCAGUGAAAUUACCAGUGAUGCGAUAGAGCUGCAUGGGUGUUUCUUGCAUGAAUCUCAAUAUUUAAAACACAGGAGAUAACCUAUUUUCUUAGUAGCCUACACAGUAUUCAUAUUUAGAGUAUUAAUAGCCCCAGAGUGGCAUUGAACUAGGGUUUUUCCCCCCCAUCGGAGGACAAAAGCCCUCAAUCAGGAGAAAAAAAAAAAAAAAAA
Molecule: messenger RNA, 3118 nt
Organism: Lynx canadensis (Canada lynx)
Lineage: Eukaryota; Metazoa; Chordata; Mammalia; Carnivora; Felidae
Gene: KCNA2
Product: potassium voltage-gated channel subfamily A member 2
Exons: 3
Coding region: 544-2043 (499 amino acids)
Biological process (GO): protein homooligomerization; potassium ion transmembrane transport
Cellular component (GO): membrane; dendrite; voltage-gated potassium channel complex
Molecular function (GO): delayed rectifier potassium channel activity; protein binding
Source: RefSeq, a predicted model, not a curated record